Molecule: messenger RNA, 393 nt
Organism: Dracunculus medinensis (Guinea worm)
Lineage: Eukaryota; Metazoa; Nematoda; Chromadorea; Rhabditida; Dracunculidae
Source: the annotation of a GenBank genome assembly
AUGCCUUGUCACCGUCGCUUCGCAUUUGCAAGGAGAGCUAGAGCUAGUCGUUCGAGGUCCUCGCUGGCAUCGAUGAGAUCUUCACGAGGGCAAGCACGUAAACAGCCACGGCGCUUAAGAUCUCGAAGUUCCAACCGAUCUAGGUCGCUAUCACUAUUUGCUCAAACAAGACCGCGAGAUAGUCAAGGACGAUUUCUUCCACUGGAUUUCGUAGAUACAAAGGAUUAUGGACAUAUUGCGCAAAAAUCAACGAAACGAUCAGCUGGUCGUUCCGGAAAGGCAUUUCAUGAAAGAAGUGUAUCUCCUCGAAGGCAACAAAUAAUUCGACUUUCAUCACCAACACAGCUGCGAAUCAUAAUUCGUCUAAGUUGUCUUCAAAACUUUCUCAAAUAA